AUGCGAGAAUUAGAAGAGCGGGGAGAGGUCAACUUAACUAGCCACCGAUGUGGUACUUACACUGUGACUGACGCAGGAGGCGGAAGGGUAGAUCCCAUGGAGUUGAGGCUUGGACAUCCCGAAGUCGAAGUCGAUUCCGCCGUCGGGGGAGAUGAACGCUGCAGGAUGGCCGGCGACCAACCCCGCCGCCGGCAUCUGCUCCGGGACUACGCUGUCCAUGGCGGCGUCCACGCUGCUCGGGUACUCCAGGUCGAGAUAAGGGUAUUCCUCCGACAAGUAGUCGGUGGUCUUGAGCUCUUCCUCCUCCACCUCCUCCACCUCCUCCACCUUCUGCUUGUGAUGGAGAUGAUGGAGAUGGUGGUCCUCCUCCGAAGCGGGAGGCUCGGGGUCGGGGAGGAGCCAUGAGGCGGCCUCUGCCUCCUCGGACAGGUUAUCGUCGUCAUCGUCGUCGGAGAGGGAGGAGGAGGAGGGCCUGAGGAGGGGGAGCUCCGCCGCCGCCGCCGGUGAGUUGGCCGGGUUGAGGAGGGCAGCGGCGGCGGGGGUGUCGUAGAAGGGGGCGACGGGGAUGCGGUGGUGGCGGCGGGCGAGGGGGUUGGCGGAGUGGAUGUCGGCGUCGCAGGAGACGCAGAGGGCGGCGGCGUCGGCUUUGCAGGUGACGGCGGCGGGGGCCUGCUCGCAGACCUCGCAGAGCCAGACGCGGGCAUGGCGGGAGGCGAGCUUGUUGGCCCCGUGGACUUUGGCGUCGCAGCCGCCGCACAGGAAGGCAGCGUCGGCCCGGCAGAAGAGCAUCGCCGGCGACCCCCUGCAGAAGUCGCACUCCCUCGCCCCCAUCACGCCCCAGUAG
Spirodela intermedia is the source of this 844-nucleotide messenger RNA. NCBI's taxonomy places the organism in Eukaryota, Viridiplantae, Streptophyta, Magnoliopsida, Alismatales, Araceae. The record is from the annotation of a GenBank genome assembly.